Molecule: messenger RNA, 1977 nt
Organism: Colletotrichum karsti
Lineage: Eukaryota; Fungi; Ascomycota; Sordariomycetes; Glomerellales; Glomerellaceae
Exons: 1
Coding region: 1-1977 (658 amino acids)
Biological process (GO): sucrose catabolic process
Molecular function (GO): sucrose alpha-glucosidase activity
Source: RefSeq, a predicted model, not a curated record
AUGGCAGUCCUCAAGGGUAGCGCCGUCUUCACGGCCCUCGCGUCUCUCGGAGCCAUCGUGGCCCCCGCUGCUGCGGACGUUCCGACCAUCACGCCCGAGUACCUCGCGACGGCGGGCAACAACUCCCUCUUCACCCGUUGGAGACCGCGUUCUCACUUCCUUGAGCCCCAAGGCUGGAUGAACGACCCCUGCGGUGCCAUCUACGACGCGGCCACGGAGACUUACCACCUCCACUACCAGUUCCAUCCCAACCACGUCAACUGGGGAAACAUCUCCUGGGGCCAUGCCGUCUCCAAGGAUCUGUUCCACUGGACUGACAUCCGCGACUGGGCCAACGACUCGUCCGUUUCUCUUGCCGCUGGCGCAUACGCCGCCGGUCCCCUCUCCAUGUUCACUGGUACCACCCAGGCAGUCAACCUCGAGGGCGAGAACGACGGCACGCUCCUGACCUUCGCCACCGGAAUUCACUACCUGCCGACGAACUGGAAGCAGCCGUACAUCACCGGCACCGAAGUCCAGGCCCUGUUCACGUCUGACGACCACGGCUCUAGCUGGAACGAAAUCGGCACUGUGAUCUCCGGCCCUCCCGAGGGCUGGAACGUCACCGGAUGGAGAGACCCCAGCUUCUUCGCCAACACCGAUCUCGACGGCCUUCUCCAGGUCAGCGAGCCCCACUACUACAUGGUGCUCGGCUCCGGCCUCAAGACCGGCGAUGUCCCCGCCCAGCUGCCCGGUGCCGCACGCCCCGGCUUCAUCGGCCCCCGCAUCCCGCUCUACUCCGCUCCCGCCUCCAACUUGACGCAGUGGACCUUCCUCGGCGCCCUCUGGGAGCCCGCUGCGAACGGCUCUCUUGGUGAGCCUGACAUUACCGGCUCUUACGGCUACAACUUCGAAGUCAGCAGCUUCUUCGACCUCCCCGUCGGCGACUCGGGCGAGAAGGCCUGGUUCGUUUCCAUGGGUGCUGAGGGCGGUAACACGACUCAGCACUGGAAGGAGCAGUGGGCUCUCUGGAACCGCGGAGACAUCGCCCGCCGUGACAACGGCUCCGUGGAGUUCACUCCCGGCUCCGGCGGCGCUCUCGACUGGGGUAUCUCCUACGCCCAGGCUACCUGGAGCGACGCCCGCAACGACGGCCGCCGUGUCAUGUGGGGAUGGGCCAACGAGGACCUUGCUGCCGACUACACCUUCAACACCUCCAAGCAGUUCGGCUACAUGGGUUCCAUGAACCUGCCCAUGGAGCUCUUCGUCAAGGAGACCAAGGGAGUCGUCAACUGCGGCGAGCAGAAGGACGGCAGCCACUGCGUCGAGAGCUGCAACGGCUUCACUGCUCAGACCCUCGGCAUCCGUCCCCUCCCCGACGUUGUCGAGCUCCUCCGCGCCGGAGCCGAGACCCACGAGUUCGACGUCGGUGAGCUCACCGACGCGAACGUGUCCGUGUCCGCCGAGAUUGGAUCUUCCUACGAGCUCACCGCCACCCUGAGCGACUUCAGCGGCCCCGCCGGCAUCGUCGUCGGCCAGAGCCCCGACAACGCCGAGUACACCACCAUCGUCUUCGACCCCGAGGCCCAGGAGAUCAGCGUCGUCCGCGACCACAGCAGCCUGCUGCCCAACUUCAACAACGCCACCUUCGUCGGCCACUUCCAGCCGUACGAGAUCCACGAGAAGAACAGCACCACGACCAAGACCGAGGAGCUCAACUUCCACGUCGUCCUCGACAACUCCCUGCUCGAGAUCUGGGUCAACGAGCGCUUCGCCCUGACUGCCCGCAUCUACCCCUCGCGCAACGACAGCACCGGCCUCAGCUUCUUCGCCGGUGACGCCGCGGCGCCCAGCGGUGCCAAGGCCACCUGGAAGAACGUCAAGGUCUGGUCUGGUCUUGCCCAGGCUUGGCCUGAGAGGCCGGAGGAUACCAGUGUCCCGUUGGUUUGGGACACUGCUGAGCAGACGAACAACUACACCUGGUGGGCGGGAUACUAG